UUGAAAGGAACCACAAUGUCUGCUGUCAUCUCUGAUAGUCCUCCAAACCCAAGCUGCAAAAUCAUGACUUUUAGGCCUUCGAUGGAUGAAUUCAGGGAGUUCAACAAAUACUUAGUGUACAUGGAAUCACAAGGUGCUCAUAGGGCUGGAGUUGCAAAGGUUAUCCCACCGAAAGAGUGGAAGCCAAGAAAACAUUAUGAUGAUAUUGAAGAUUUGGUGAUUCCUGCUCCAAUUCAGCAGAUGGUCACUGGCCAGUCGGGGCUUUUCACACAGUACAACAUUCAGAAAAAGCCAAUGACAGUAAAGGAGUUCAAGCAAUUGGCCAACAGUACCAAAUACUGCACCCCAAGAUACGUAGAUUAUGAAGAUCUGGAGCGUAAAUACUGGAGGAACUUGACUUUUGUGGCACCAAUUUAUGGAGCAGAUAUCAAUGGGAGCAUUUAUGAUGAAGGUAUCAAGGAAUGGAAUAUUGCUCAUCUUAACACAAUAUUGGAUGUUGUAGAAGAAGACUGUGGAAUUUCUAUUGAGGGUGUAAAUACACCCUAUCUGUAUUUUGGCAUGUGGAAAACAACAUUUGCAUGGCACACAGAAGACAUGGACCUCUACAGUAUUAAUUAUCUCCAUUUUGGGGAGCCAAAGUCAUGGCAA
Nestor notabilis (Kea) is the source of this 648-nucleotide messenger RNA. Its product is annotated as lysine-specific demethylase 4C-like. The transcript is spliced from 4 exons. Gene Ontology annotation, cellular component: nucleus. The record is from RefSeq and is a predicted model, not a curated record. Gene Ontology annotation, biological process: chromatin remodeling. NCBI's taxonomy places the organism in Eukaryota, Metazoa, Chordata, Aves, Psittaciformes, Psittacidae. The annotation marks the transcript as partial. Gene Ontology annotation, molecular function: histone H3K9 demethylase activity; histone H3K36 demethylase activity.